Oryza brachyantha (malo sina) is the source of this 1332-nucleotide messenger RNA. RefSeq names its product aspartic proteinase nepenthesin-1-like. Bases 19 to 1332 code for a protein of 437 amino acids. Gene Ontology annotation, molecular function: aspartic-type endopeptidase activity. The record is from RefSeq and is a predicted model, not a curated record. The transcript has a single exon. Gene Ontology annotation, biological process: proteolysis. Gene Ontology annotation, cellular component: extracellular region. NCBI's taxonomy places the organism in Eukaryota, Viridiplantae, Streptophyta, Magnoliopsida, Poales, Poaceae.
GAUCUGUCCUUGACUCCAAUGGCGUUCCAGGCAUCGAUCCUCCUCUGCUUGCUUGUCUUGUUACCGCGCGUAGACAUGUCGUCCACGCCGAACCGUGGCGUCCGUCUUGAGCUCACUCACGCCGACGACCGCGGCGGCUAUGCGGGGGCUGAGCGCGUCCGCCGCGCCGCCGACCGGACCCACCGCCGCGUGAACGGCCUCCUCGGAUCGGUUGAUGAGCCGUCAACGGGAAAGCUGCGCAGCGACGGUGCCGCAGCGAACGUGCACGCCAGCACGGCGACGUACCUCGUCGAUGUCGCCAUCGGCACGCCGCCGCUCCCGCUGACCGCGGUGCUCGACACGGGGAGCGACCUCGUCUGGACGCAGUGCGACGCGCCGUGCCGGACGUGCUUCCCGCAGCCGUCGCCGCUGUACGUGCCGGGCAGGUCGGCGACGUACGCCAACGUGUCGUGCCGCUCGCCGAUGUGCCAGGCGCUCCAGAGCCCCUGGUCCCGCUGCUCGGCGCCGGACCCGAGCUGCCCGUACUACUUCUCCUACGGCGACGGCACCUCCACCGACGGCGUCCUCGCCACCGAGACGUUCACGCUCGGGUCGGAUACCACCGUGCGCGGCGUCGCCUUUGGGUGCGGGACGGAGAACCUCGGCGGCACGGACAACUCCUCCGGCCUGGUCGGAAUGGGGCGAGGCCCGCUGUCGCUGGUGUCUCAGCUCGGCGUCACCAGGUUCUCCUACUGCUUCACGCCCUUCAACGCCACCGCGGCGAGCCCGCUCUUCUUGGGCUCGUCGGCGCGCCUCUCGUCCUCAGCCAAGACCACGCCGUUCGCGCCGAACCCGAGCGGCGCGCGGCGGAGGAGCUCGUACUACUACCUCUCCCUGGAAGGGAUCACCGUCGGCGACACCAUGCUCCCGAUCGACCCAUCCGUCUUCCAGCUGACGCCGAUGGGCAACGGCGGGCUGAUUAUCGACUCCGGCACGACGUUCACCGCGCUGGAGGAGCGCGCGUUCGUGGCGCUGGCGCGCGCGGUCGCCGCGCGCGUGCGGCUGCCCCUGGCGAGCGGCGCCCACCUCGGCCUCAGCCUCUGCUUCGCGGCGGCCGCGCCGGAGGCCGUGGACGUGCCGCGGCUGGUGCUCCACUUCGACGGCGCCGACAUGGAGCUCCCCCGGGAGAGCUACGUGGUGGAGGACCCGAGCGCCGGCGUGUUGUGCCUCGGUAUGGUGAGCGCGCGGGGGAUGUCGGUGCUCGGCAGCAUGCAGCAGCAGAACAUGCACGUCCUGUACGACCUCCGGCGAGGCUUGCUGUCGUUCGAGCCUGCCAAAUGCGGCGAUCUUUAA